UAAAUCCAGCCUGCACACACACAUAAAAUCAAAAUUGAAACCACAUAUUCAAUAAAGGCUGGGCACCGCACCAUGCCUCUAGUCCUUGGAACACUGCUGCUGCUGUGUCCAGAUCUAAGAGGGAGCCAAGCCUAAUACUGGGAAAUCCCUGCCUGCUUAACAGCCGCCCUCUUGCUGCCACCGGCCCCUGAUCGCUGGAAGAUGAAGGGCACGUCUAUCGCUUCUUUCUUGCUGCUGGCACUGGCGGUGCCCUGGAAUGUGGAAAACCGAGUCGAAGGACAACCCAAAGCACCUGUGAAAUGCAAAAAAUUAUGCACCGAAUUUUCACAAAAAAGAAUACCCCAGAAGCUGUUGAAGACCUAUAGGAAGACAGAACCAUCAUGUCCUAAAGCCGCUAUCAUAUUUGUCACUCAGAAGAAUAAAGAGUUCUGUGCAGAUCCAGAGGCGAGCUGGGUGAAGGAAGCAGUCCGACAGCUAAACCAAGCAAGUGCCCCUCUGAAUCUGCCACUUUCAAGCACCGUCACUUCUGCAGUUGUGGGAAAAGGGCCAGGCGUUUUUCACAGACUCGUUGGCGGUACUGUCUCUAAACCAACACAGCCCAGUGUUCCGGCCAAUCCCAUUCACGGGGCUGGCACACCAGGUUCUACAAAAUCCUUCUCUGCAUUACAAGAGACUGUUACUCCAUCUACUAUCCACCCUGAGCCUGUUGUCAAUGGCAGCGAAGUUUCCAUGAGAUCUAUUACAACGCCAGCAGUUGACGUACCAGACAGCACUUCCAGCAGAUUUCAUUCAGUUCCCACCCCUGUCAUGAAAAGCUCUGAGAGUUUCGUAGAAUCUAGAAACAAGUCCACAGGAUCUAUCAGUCCAACAACUGAUAUAUCUGGCACAGCUCCCAGGAGAUUUAAUUCAGAUCCCACCCCUGUCAUCAAAGGGUUUGAGAGUCCCAUACGACCUACAUACAAUUCUGUAAGCUCUACUAGAAAUCAAACAGCUGAUGGACUUGCCAGUGCUCCCAGUAGACUUAUUUCAGAUGCUCCAUCCAUUUUAAAUGGUCGUGCGAUUGUCAAGUUAUCACCUACGUUCCUGACAACACCUUCUCUACUAGAAUCUGUUCCCAGCAAGCCUGUUAUAGGCCUUGCAUCUAUGGGGCAAGUGAUUGAGAACUCUACCAUGAAACCCACAGCUGUUCUAAAAGGAAGUGAUGCCACCCAGGGAUCCACUCCACCUGGAGGAGAAAGUAGUUCUGUCAGUCCCAACAGUGGUGGUGAAAGAGAUGCUGUUAGUGAGUCUACGGCUGAUGCUCGCACAGGUAGCUACUUAUCUCCUUUAGGAAAGAAAGAUCCUCCUCGCUCUUUUCCUGAAUCCGUUUCACCUACAGAAAUGUCAGUCCUUUCCUUCAAAAGCCUCAUGAAACCCACAGCUGUUCUAAAAGGAAGUGAUGCUACCCGGGGAUCUACUCCACACCCCACAUCUCCUGGAGGAGAAAGUAGUUCUGUCAGUCCCAACAGUGGUGGUGAAAGAGAUGCUGUUAGUGACUCUACGGCUGAUGCUCGCACAAGUAGCUACUUAUCUCCUUUAGGAAAGAAAGAUCCUCCUCGCUCUUUUCCUGAAUCCGUUUCACCUACAGAAAUGUCAGUCCUUUCCUUCAAAAGCCUCAUGAAACCCACAGCUGUUCUAAAAGGAAGUGAUGCUACCCAGGGAUCUACUCCACACCCCACAUCUCCUGGAGGAGAAAGUAGUUCUGUCAGUCCCAACAGUGGUGGUGAAAGAGAUGCUGUUAGUGACUCUAUGGCUGAUGCUCGCACAGGUAGCUACUUAUCUCCUUUAGGAAAGAAAGAUCUUCCUCGCUGUUUUCCUGAAUCCGUUUCACCUACAGAAACGUCAGUCCUUUCCUUCAAAAGCUUCCCACUUCAGAACAGAGCAGAGGGGCCUUCAGAUGGUCCCUUGGUGUUCAGCAUUUUGCCUGCAUCCCGAACCCACAUCCUCAGACUUGCUUUGCUGGCGAGCGUUCUGGGGAUUUGCAGUGCCGCCGUAUGGAUGUAUAUGUAUUUAAAGGUCAAAGGCUGCCCUGGAGACUCCACUAAAGAAACGGUACAAGGCUUGCUCUUUAAUCAGCAGGGCUCUCGAACUAAUGAAUAUGCUAUGGAAGUCAUCUGAAUCGUUCAUGGCACGGACUUGGGUUCCUACCGCUAGUAGGUGGACUCUAGGACAUUACUCUAACUGGGAGCAGGGAGGCUAAACCUGGCACUAAUCAGAUUUAUACUGGACUAAGCCAAAAAACCGUGCAAGGCAAAUGGGCCAAGGACACUCACAGCUUCUGAGUGGAAUGCCAAAAAACACCCAGGGAGCCAAGGGUGACGUUUUAGGAAUGAGUUCCUUGGCUUUUAUCUUGCAUCAUUAUAUGCAAAGGUAACAGCAGUUAUAGAGCAGCUGGUUGCCAGUCGGUGCCAAAGGCAUGUUUUUGAACGGGUAUUGGAAUAGUUCCAUUCCGGCACUAUCCAGCUAAAAACCCAACCAAGCUGCUCUCAAGCUGAACGUUACGCCACCUCGAUCCUCUCCCUGCCUGAAGGGUGUGGUCCCAGACUUUGCAUUUGUUACCCCUCUGCUGGUUCACUCCCUGCACUCUGGGUCCCCAUGUGGUGCCAUUCUGUUCCAAUUCUGUUUGAGUGAUACCUGAGUUGUCACUCAACUGGUUGCUGGUUGUUCCAGUCUUCAAGGGCCAACCAUGCCACUAACUGUUACCAGACCUAACCACUUUGAGUCCAGUUUUCCAAUGUGGCUGCCUAAAGUUAGGCCUCUGAAUCCAGAUUUAGGCAGCUAAACCCCCACCUUAGGCAACUAAGAAUCAGCACUUAGUAGGGUGACCAGAUGUCCCGAUUUUACAGGGACAGUCCCUGGGACUUUAUCUUAUAUAGGUGCCUAUUAUCCCCCACCCCCUGUCCCGAUUUUUCACACUUGCUGUCUGGUUACUCUAGCACUUAGUGACCUAAUUUUCACAGAAUGUUGAGCACCUGCAACUUGACACCUGUGAAAAAUCAGACCAGGGUUGGCUAAAACAAGAAUUAAGGUGUCUAACUAUGGAUUCAGGGGACUAACUUUAAUCACCCACAUUGAAACACUGGACUCAUUGCUAAUCAAAUCUCUCCUCCAGCUGUGGUCCCUGGACCUAACCAGUUCCUAGCACAGAUGUGAUGUUACAGAACAAAGACAUACUGUUGUAUAUAUAAAAAAGAGCCGUUGUGAUACCGGGAAACAGAAGAAGCCACCAGACAUCAAACAUCUAGUGAUUUUUCUUUUCACUUGGAACCAACGUGGAGUCUGAUUGGUGAGCCGUUCUGUUUGACAGUUACAAAGGACAAUGAAUGGGUAGUUUACUUUCAGAGCACUGAGUAACUACCAGUAAUACAUUUGGACUUAGGAGGAUAGAAACUACUCUGCUGGAACAGACCAACGGUCCAUCUAGUCUAGUAUUUUGUCUCUGGCAGUGGCCAACACUGGCUGAUUCAGAGGAAGGUGUAACACUCCUACACUAAUGCACCUCUGUAUCUAUCUGUCCAUACAAUCAUAGAAUGUCAGGGUUGGAGGGGACCUCAGGAGGUCAUCUAGUCCAACCCCCUGCUCAAAGCAGGACCAAUCCCCAGACAGAUUUUUGCCCCAGAUCCCUAAGUGGCCCCCUCAAGGAUUGAACUCACAACCCUGGGUUUAGCAGGCCAAUGCUCAAACCAGUGAGCUAUCCCUCCCUCUCAGGCUUAUAUAGAGCAUCUAUCACCAUGGUAUUAAUGCAUUGUAAAGCUACUAGGCAACAGAUUUUUAUGCAAAUGGUUAUUGAUUUUAUACAGCUAGACAUUACAGAAUCUAAGUCCUGUGGGCCAAAUCCUGAAGGUCCCUUACUAAAUUUUUAUUGUCCUCACUCAGGACAAAUUUCCAUUGACCCCAGUAGGACUUUUGCCUGGGUAAGAAAUCGUCAGGAUAUGGGCCACUGUAGCAACACACACAUAUAUAUCACUAAUCCAGUGCUGCGCUUAUUGGCUUCAAUGUGAUCAGGAUUGGAGCUCCAAAAUAUAAAGGUGCGCGCGGAAAAAAAAAAAGUAAAACACGUAUAAUAUAACCUAAGACACAUAAAAUGCAGUUGCUUUAUCUGAGUAAUACACUAAGUACAUACAAACAGUAGAACAAGCUAACCACAGCUGAUUCUGUACUCAACUUCUAGGAAAGGAAAGAUAGACAAGGCACAGGUGCUGCGGUUACCCCAAUUAGGAACCAGCAGACACACUGUAUGGGAACUCUGACCCCGAAGCUGGGCUAAUGGGUUUCAUCCCAACAAUAUUUGUUUUUGACUGAGAUCCAGUUCCCUUCCCCCUGGGUGUUGGUUUUGUAAAGGGGGCUGGAGGUAACUUGGUACGAGGGAUUCAGAGUGUGAUCAGAUAUGAUGUAUACUUGAGUUUUCUGUGUGAAAUUCAGCCCUGUGCAGAGGGCCGGCACCCAAUGACUAAUGCAUUACUUUAGCCUAUUUGGAAGUACAUAGGCCUUCAUGCACGGGGGUGAAUUUAGCCCUAUGGGAAUAGUAACCCAUAGCUUGUCAGAAUGAUGUACAAAGGAUAGUCCUUUAAAUACAAAAGUUAGCCUAUUAUUUUUAUAGUACCUAUCUUUAGAAAUGUAAUGCAAAUGCAGGGUGCAGGCUACUGAUCUCCUACCCCGUCCCUUGUUCGUGAACGUUAGCAAUGCCUGGGACUGACUGAUGUCUUCGGUACAAAACUGUGUCCUCUUGGUGUUCUAGCAAGGAGGGUUCUAGCAAUGAUCAUGGACUUCAUCACAGAAUAGCUGGAGUUCGAUACUGCAGGAAGGAGGACUGGUGACUGAGCAGCUAUUGUCUUCCCUCUUCCCACUAAGCCAGUUCUGGACUAACGGCCCAGGAGGCCGUUAAGGGGCACUUUGAUGUUAGACCUGCAGACCUAAAACUGAAGUCUGGGCCACUGAAAGAUCCCAUGACACUUUUUGUGAGAGAAGAGGCUUUAGUUCCAGUGUCCUGGCCCAAUGCCAUCUCAGAUAGUUAGAUUCUGCCCCCUACAUUCCUCCUGCGGCUGUUUAUAAAGGGCAUUCUUCUGCUCGAAUGGCUAUUCCUCCUUUCUUGAUCGAAACUGUUAUGGUGCCUUGGGGUGGGUGGCGAAAAGCUGGCACCUUCCAUUUCAGUGGUGGGUGCAGUGACCCUUAAAUGUGGUCUGCACAGGGCAGGAGCAACCCUAAUGCCCCUAGCAGUAGGGUAGUUGUGGAGCAGGUGGGGCAUGGACGCCCUCCAGCACCAUGCUCCAGCCACUUGGCCCUGCCCCCUUAUCCAGUCCACACUUACCCAGACAGAGUUGAUUGCCCCUGGCUGUAAUCAGUGUCAUUUUUACGCUCAGGGCUACAAGCAUCCAUAUUGUGUAGGAUAAGGCAGCUAGGGAGUUCUUGGGACAGCUGACUGGCCAGUGUGUUGGUGGAACUUUGGAAUUACUUUCAGCUAAUAACGGGCCAGUAAUUUUUUUAAACAGUUGCAGUUUCUUAGCAAAUGCAAGCUCACAUUGGGCCCAAUCCGCCGCCACUGAAAUCAGAGGCGAAUUUUGCCAUUGACUUUUACUGGUGCAGGUUUGGGCUUAUUAUUUCUUUAAAAAAUCCUGCACAAUGGUCAUGUUGGCAGAGUGCGGGAGGACUGACUGUCCAGGGUGGACCUUUGUUAUAUUGGGGUGAUGUGGCUGGAAACUGGAUUUCAAUUGCAUGCUCUGUAGUAUUUAAAGUGUUAUUUAAUUUAAAGCACAAGGUGAAAAGGAUUGGCGCGUGCUAAGAUGUAGUAUUGUACCUGGUAAAUGUAUUGUAUUCUGUUUUGUAUUUUCAUAAAAAAAA
This is a messenger RNA of Trachemys scripta elegans, 5877 nucleotides long. RefSeq names its product melanoma-associated antigen E1-like. Gene Ontology annotation, molecular function: CCR chemokine receptor binding; chemokine activity. Gene Ontology annotation, biological process: positive regulation of ERK1 and ERK2 cascade; monocyte chemotaxis; positive regulation of GTPase activity. Bases 202 to 2157 code for a protein of 651 amino acids. The record is from RefSeq and is a predicted model, not a curated record. NCBI's taxonomy places the organism in Eukaryota, Metazoa, Chordata, Testudines, Emydidae. The transcript has 3 exons. Gene Ontology annotation, cellular component: extracellular region.